UCUGCAUAUGUUUCACACUUCUCCCUUUGGUCUUCCCCAGUAGCGCAGACUCUCAAAGUUCGUCCUCCCUCCCUCAUUUCGAGAAUGGCGAAAGUUUUAGGAUUUCUGGUACUGGCAUUGUCCACAUUGAUCUGUGAAGCGGCAAUCUUCAAACCAAUCUCCGAUUCUCACCGAUCUGCUGCAUUGGAGUUGUUUAAUCCUGUUCAUGGAUCUUUGUCGAGUCUGGAAGAAACAUACGAGGCCUUAAGGACCUUUGAGGUUCUUGGAAUUAAGAAACAGCCUGACCAAAGGGCUGCUACAUGUGGGACGGUGGUGGACACUUUGUCAUCUCCUUCUUCAGCAUUGAAAGAUCUGUUCCAGGCAUUAAGAGUUAAUGGGUUAUUGAACUGCGAGCUUAACAAGAAGACAUUUGCAGGCGUAGCCCCAAGACUUAAGGAUGCUGUUAAAAGUGCCAGCUCACUUCUUGACUACUACUACUCAGUUGGAAGUUUAGUUCUUAUCAAGGGCCUAAGUUCUGACGUGGAUGUACAUCUUGAAAGUGCCGAUUCAGUUGUCCGUGCCAUAAAGGCUCUUAGCCAAAGUGAUGGAAGGUGGCGUUAUAGCUCCAACAAUCCUGAGUCUAGCACUUAUGCUGCAGGAAUUGCACUUGAGAGCCUGGCUGGUGUCAUUUCAUUAGCUUCUUCUGAGAUUGAUCAAUCUUUGAUUAGCAUGGUGAAAAAUGAUAUAUCGAAGCUGCUCGAUGGUCUGGAGAAAUAUGAUGAUGGAGCCUAUUACUUUGAUGACAAAAUUGUUGAUGCUCAUGGACAUCAGGGUCCCCUCUCAGCUUCAUCAGCUGUAGUGCGUGGGAUUACAGCUUUUGCUGCAGUGUCUACUGAAAACUUAAAUCUUCCAGGUGACAAAAUUUUAGGUUUGGCAAGGUUUCUCCUUGGUGUUGGAGUUCCUGGAAAUGCAAAGGACUUGUAUCAUCAAAUUGAAGCAUUGGCUUCCUUGGAAAACAAUAGGGUCUCCAUUCCAUUGAUUUUAUCACUCCCUACCAGUGUGCUUUCGUUGACUAGAAAGGACCAGCUUAAGGUAAACGUAAACACUGUUUUGGGGGCUGCUGCACCUUCUCUGACAGUCAAACUCAAGCAGAUUUUCAGCUCUGGUUCAAAGGAUGCCUCUGUUAUUGAUCAGGAUCUCAAAUUUGACCAUAAAAAUGCCGUGCAUUACUUGGAUGCUUUGCCCAAAGACAUUGAUGUUGGCAGUUACAUUUUCAGUUUUGAGAUUGUUCUUCAUGAUUCAGAGCUUAAAAUGAUCCAUGCUACUGGAGGAAGAACAAAAGUACCCAUAUACGUCACAGGAGUUAUUAAAGUUGAUAAUGCAGAGAUUUCUGUUCUUGAUGGUGAUCUUGGUAAUACUGAAACUCGUAAAAAGCUUGAUUUGGUUGGAGAGAACUCCUUCUCUUUAUCAGCAAACCAUCUUCAAAAACUACGGUUGUCUUUUCAAUUAACUUCUCCUCUUGGGCAUGCUUUGAAGCCACACCAGGCUUUCCUCAAGUUGAGUCAUGAGAGCAAGGUGGAGCAUAUCUUUAUGGUGGGGAAUUCUGGAAAACAAUUCGAAAUAAUACUAGAUUUCCUCGGACUUGUUGAAAAGUUUUUCUAUCUAUCGGGUAGAUAUGAUAUUCAACUUACUGUUGGAGAUGCUGUAAUGGAGAACUCAUUCUUGCAACCCUUGGGUUCUGUUGAAUUAGAUUUGCCUGAUCCUCCAGAGAAGGCAGCACGCCCACCUCCUCAGGCUGUUGACCCUUCCUCAAGAUUUGGGCCCAAGGCAGAAAUAGCUCACAUUUUCAGGGCUCCAGAGAAAAGACCUCCGAGGAACCUUUCUUAUGCAUUUCUAGCCCUUGUUCUUUUGCCAUUUGUUGGAUUUUUGGUUGGGCUUUUGAGACUGCGUGUGAACCUGAAGAACUUCCCAACAUCAUCAGCACCUGCAACAUUUGCCAUUCUUUUCCACCUUGCCAUUGCAGCUGUUCUAUCACUUUAUCUUCUGUUCUGGUUGAAGUUGAAUCUGUUCACAACACUGAAAGCGCUUGGAUUCUUAGGAAUCUUCUUACUGAUUGUUGGACACAGAACCCUUUCACAUCUGGCGUCAACAUCUGCCAAGUUGAAAUCUGCUUGAUUUAGAUAGAUAGAUUUCGUUAACCUAUAAAUGUGAGGAAGCAGGGUUCUUCUAGAGAAAGAGGAUCAGACAUAUUCAUAUCUUUUUUGUAGGACAAAUUAUUUAUGACACAAGUGUAUCGGAUAUUUAGUCCACAGUUAAUGGUGAAAAAUUCAAUUUUUGCUGUUUC
Solanum dulcamara is the source of this 2323-nucleotide messenger RNA. Its product is annotated as dolichyl-diphosphooligosaccharide--protein glycosyltransferase subunit 2-like. Gene Ontology annotation, biological process: protein N-linked glycosylation. Gene Ontology annotation, cellular component: membrane; oligosaccharyltransferase complex. The record is from RefSeq and is a predicted model, not a curated record. Bases 85 to 2154 code for a protein of 689 amino acids. The transcript has 20 exons. NCBI's taxonomy places the organism in Eukaryota, Viridiplantae, Streptophyta, Magnoliopsida, Solanales, Solanaceae.